AUGUUUGAGGAAUUCAUUUCAUAACUUGGAACAAUCAAAAAUGCUGAAAUUCCUUUUUAUUUUAGGAAUCAAUUUAAAAUAAAAGAAAAUUUCAUAAAUCCAAACAGCAAAUAUUUCGAUGGUAUUGUAUAAAAGUAAGUAAUAAAUAUAUAAAAAAAUAAUAGAUUGGUUUAGGAGGAAAAGUAAGAUAUAAAGAGAAAAUGGGAUAAAUAAUGUAAAAUGAUGUUUAUUUGGGUGUUAAGUAAGUAUUUUCAAUUAAGAAAUGUAAAAACUAUUAAUCCAAAUAAAGAAGAAUGGAUUGAGCUUGCAAGUAUCUUAAAAACUGAUGAGACUAUUUUGAAAUAAAGAUGGAUCACAUUAAUAAAUCCUGUAUAAAAGAGUUUAAAUUGGGAUCCUAAAGAGGAUGAGAUAAUUUGUUCAUUGAUGAAGUAAAUUGUAUAAAAUAAUAUAGUGAAUAAGAUGAGAAACAUAUAUGGACAUUUAUUGCCUUAGAGUUAUAUAAUUAAAAUGGUGGUUCAUUUAUAAGGACUCCUAAAUAAAUUAGAGAAAGAUGGAUGAAUUAUUUAAACCCAAAAUUGAAUAAGUAACUAUCAAUAUUUAUAGUUCAGAGCUAAUUGGACUUAAUAGGAAGAUAUUUAAUUGUUAACUAAUAUAUUAAAGAAUGGUAAAAGAUGGUCUCAAUUAUCUAGUGUUUUAUAAGGAAGAACUGAAAAUUAAGUGAAGAAUAGGUAUAUCAACUUUAUAUAAAAUAAGAUUUAAAAGCUUAAUGUAAAAGAUAUUCAAAGAUGAUUUAGAUGAUCAUUUAGAUGAACUCUAAGCUAUACAAUAAUAUUUAAACAAAUCAGCACUUAAUUCUAAUAAUAUAUCAUCAAAUCCUGUCAUUUAAAAAAAUCAAUCUUUCUAAGAUAUUAAAUAUAAAACUAGAAAAACACACAAUUACUCUAAACUUUGUCAAAAAACAACUAAGUAAAAAAUAUAAACUAAAACUCAUUUUAAAAUUCUAAAAAAUUAGUAAGAAUCAAUUCAUUAACAAUUCAUUAAUUAAAAUAAUUCAAUUAAUCAAAAAGAAAAUAAUUAAAAAAUUGAUGAAUUAAAUCAUUUAGAUCAUCCAUAAUCAAUCUUAUAAUAAUAAUAACCUUAAAUUUCUGAUAACAACAAUAUUUAAACACCAAGUACUUUAAAUCCAUUUCUAUAACCAUUAAUAUAAUAAUAAUAAAACUUUGAACUUUAAUAAUAAAAAUAGAAUUAUUUGAUUUUUUAAAAUUAUAGAAAUUAGAUGGAAGAAUACUAAUAAUAUUCAUAUUAAAUUAUGAUGGAAUAAUAUAUCAAACAAUUAUAAUCAAAUUAUAAUGCCAUAUCGCCAAUCUCUAUGAUUAAUUAGACUCCAAUGACCUAUACACCUACUUAACAAUUUUAAUUUUAUUACAAUACAUUCACAUCACCUUAAUGGAAUUGUACUCCUAAUUUUGAUUUAAAUUCACCUAUAAUUUAGAAUCUUUACUGGCAAACACAACAAUAAAAUUAUGAUUAUUCUCAAAAUGAAUAAAUCAGACAAAUGCAAUUUGUAUUUAUUCAAAUUAUUUUAGAAUCAUAAAUUAGAAUUUUUAAAUUCGAAUAAUCUUGUAGAUGAUUGGAAAAAAAAAAGAGAUAAUUUAAAAUAAAAUUAGUAAUUUUCAGUUAUGGAUUCAUUAGAUUAAUGA
Paramecium sonneborni is the source of this 1700-nucleotide messenger RNA. Lineage: Eukaryota; Ciliophora; Oligohymenophorea; Peniculida; Parameciidae. The record is from the annotation of a GenBank genome assembly.